Fusarium falciforme is the source of this 2211-nucleotide messenger RNA. RefSeq names its product Protein kinase domain-containing protein. Gene Ontology annotation, biological process: protein phosphorylation. NCBI's taxonomy places the organism in Eukaryota, Fungi, Ascomycota, Sordariomycetes, Hypocreales, Nectriaceae. Gene Ontology annotation, molecular function: protein kinase activity; protein binding; ATP binding. The coding region runs from base 1 to 2211 and encodes 736 amino acids. The record is from RefSeq and is a predicted model, not a curated record. The transcript has 5 exons.
AUGACAGGACUACACCUCGCCUCCGCCUUUGGAUUGGUGAAUGUGGUCUCGCGAAUGAUUGGAUCUGGGAAGUUCAGUCUUCGUCUUCGGACUGAUGAUGGCUGGACUGCACUUCACUGGGCCGUUGAAAAAGGUCGUGAGGACGUUGCAGCUUUCCUUCUAACCUUACCAGACAAGGAGUCUUUCAUAUCUUGCAAGACAAACUCAGAAGGCUGUACAGCACUGCAUAUUGCGGUCAAACACCUCCGCGCUGCAAUGGUGAAGGUGAUACUCAAGGCCAAGGCCGACGCCAACGCCCAAGAUAGCCGGGGUAGAACCCCUCUCUACUUAGCUGUUUGGAGUGUCCAAGAGGACUUUGUUGAGAAGUUGUUAUCCAGCGGUGCUGAUCCCAACAUUCCAAGCAUUUACGGAACGGCACUGCAUUGUGCUGUGAGGCGAGGGGCACCUAGCCUCGUCCUCGUCCGGGCACUGAUAUCAGCCAGCGGCUCUCGCAUUGAUCUCGAUACCAAAGAUGUCCUUGCACUAACGCCCCUGGAGGAAGCACAGGCGAGGGGGCGUGAUGAUGUGGCGGCGAUUCUCCUUGAGGCGGGAGCAAAGCCGUCAUUAGAUUUGAUCUUGACCCAAGCAUACAUCCUGGGCAGUCAUCAGGGCCUUUCUUCGAAGGAGAGCUGGCAGGCCUAUGAAAACGAUUUGGUCCUCUCAUGCCAAAUCAAACAGGGCAACCAAUGUACCUGUCAUGUUCUCAAAUCGCAGAAGCAAAAACUAGGGCACGCAGAAGGUCAAGUGAUGCUCGAACAUAAGUUUGAGGGGGAUGCGGCACCGCCGACACGAGUGUUCCGGAAAACGUUUGACCUAGCGAGUGAUGUGCAAGGGCAGGUUCAGAAGUACUUGCUGUCUGAAUGGCAGAUUCUUUUCAAGCUGCGACAUCCACACAUUGUCCGAUACAUUGACUCUGACGAAGAUCCUUACCACAACGAGUUUCUACUCUAUAUGGAAUUCUGCGACAAGGGAGAUGUUGAAUCCUUCCAUGGGAUUCAACUGAGGGAUUUGACAGCCAGAGAGAACAAGCGAUAUGGGUUCGUCGAGGACGAGACAAGAUUAAACCUGAGGCCGCUGAGUGGCGUCGAGAUCUGGGCAAUGAUCUGGCAAAUGGCUUCAGCCUUAGCCUAUCUCCAUUACGGCUUGUCUAUCAGGCGGAAGAACGGACUAUACGCCGCCAGUCUGGAGGGACAAUGGGCUUAUAUCAUUCACCGCGAUGUCAAGCCAGCCAACAUUGUGAUGCAUGGUGCUGAAAAGGACAAGUUCCUCUUCAAGCUAUGUGAUUUGGGAAUCGCAAGCCACGCUGGACUGGGGCCAGAUCAGAACCAAACCCAACUGAUUGGAAGCUCAGGCUUGCAACCUCCAGAAGUUAGACAGGGGGAGCUGUGGACAACCAGGGGCGACAUGUUCUCACUUGGAGAGACAAUCAGAUUAACCGCCAAGGCAAAGGAUGAGCUGCUCAACUGUCAAGCAUUCAAGAGUUUUCUAGACGGGGCUCGUGGAAUCGACGAAGACUCAAGACCGACCAGCCUCGAAGCGAUGGAAAUUGCCUAUGGAAACCUACGAAAAGCCCCUGGAAGCUUCUCAGAACUGCCACGAGCUGUGGUUGAAGAAAUGCGUUCCGUGCAUCAGGUGCUCGGCCGCUGGGGCGGGAGCUAUUUAUUACAAUCAUUCCUACUCACCGCCGAACUGUUAGACAGCUCACAGCCAUUCCAACAGGGCUUGCCUACAGACGAUCGCAAAAAUCUUGUUAAACGGUUGUGGCUACUUCUAGAUGAUGGGGCCGCAGAAACAUUCACGGGAAGAUACGAGCUUCCUGCGCACUUGUUGAUUCUACUAGAAGGUCGGUCUGCAGAGGAGAAGCAAUCGAGAGAACUAGACCUAGACAGGGUCCUGAAAACUUCCGCCAACGUCAAUCAUCAAUGGGUCAAGUCAGGUUGGUCGGCGCUUCAUAUCGCAGCACAGGAAAGAAACCUCUCUGCUCUCAAGACACUGCUGCGGUAUGAGGCAGAGGUUGAUUUGGAGGAUAAACACGGAAUGACGGCAAAGGAUUACGCUAAAGAAAAUGGCUUCGGUGAGAUGCUGGUACUUUUGGAACAAACUGAGAAAGCCGUUGUUGAGCAGCACGGAGAGGUGAGAGGAAACACGAGGAAGAGGAUGAGGCUGGUGUGA